AUUUACUAUAGCUGUAAUUAUGGAAAAAUCUGCUAACUGCAAGUCUAAAAACAAAAAACCUGCAGCGAAAUCCAAAACUACUAAAAAAAAGAAAAGUGAUGGACCCACGUGUUCUAUGUUCUUAGCUGAACUUACCAGAAAACUCGCACAUAAAAAGAAGCCCGAUGAAGAAUGCCCUAAGAACAUUGUCCAAACAAUCAUCGAUAGCCUCACAAAUGCCUUGCCAGUCAAAUUUUCAAAGAGGCCACCUUCGAAGAAGGAAUCGCCUAUGAAAAUUGAAACUCUACAAUCUUAUGCGCCUGAACUUUUACCCAACGAUACUAUAACAGUUACACAAGCAGUUAUUAGUGAUUCCAAUAUUGUGCCUACAUUAGUUGAAGAAACAUCACGUCCUAGACCAGGAUUUAAAAUCCCAAAAAUGCCACUGAUUAGUAGUGAUGUUUUUAAGACAGCGGAUAAAAAAGGCAAUGUAGAAACAGAAGAUAUAGCAAUAAACACAGGUGGUGAACACGAUGUGGCAAGUGAGAUUGCAAAACAUGUAGGAACGCUAAGAAAGAUUUCAUUAAUAGCAGAAGAAUUUAACCAAAAAACUGCUAAAAAUUUAAAAGAAAUUGUCGAUAGUGUCCAAGAAGAUUUAUUAAAGAAGUUGGAAGAAGUAAAUGCUGAACAACGAGGUACCACAUCGAAAUCUGUAGUGUAAACAAAUUAUGACAUAGAAAAAAGAAGAAACGGAUGUCAAU
This is a messenger RNA of Melitaea cinxia (Glanville fritillary), 740 nucleotides long. RefSeq lists its product as uncharacterized. The coding region runs from base 20 to 700 and encodes 226 amino acids. Lineage: Eukaryota; Metazoa; Arthropoda; Insecta; Lepidoptera; Nymphalidae. The record is from RefSeq and is a predicted model, not a curated record. The transcript is spliced from 4 exons.